Molecule: messenger RNA, 1182 nt
Organism: Sorghum bicolor (sorghum)
Lineage: Eukaryota; Viridiplantae; Streptophyta; Magnoliopsida; Poales; Poaceae
Product: 3-hydroxyisobutyryl-CoA hydrolase 1
Exons: 14
Coding region: 1-1182 (393 amino acids)
Biological process (GO): L-valine catabolic process
Molecular function (GO): 3-hydroxyisobutyryl-CoA hydrolase activity
Source: RefSeq, a predicted model, not a curated record
AUGGCUUCUCUGCCAGCCGCCGGCGGUGCUGCAGGUGGCGAUUCUUCAGACCAGCUUUUGGUAGAAGCAGAUGGCUCAACACGGACACUUAUUUUGAAUAGGCCAAAGAAGCUUAAUGUACUCUCCUCCGCAAUGAUUAAGGGACUCCUCAGGUGUUUCACUGUUUAUGAGAAAGAUGACAGAAUUAAAUUGUUGAUUAUGAAGGGUAAAGGAAGAGCAUUUUGUGCUGGUGGUGAUAUUACUGGCUGUGUCCGGUCUAUACAUAACGGUAACUAUCUCUUUAGAAUUUGGAUAGGGGGUGCUGAUUUCUUCCGACAUCUAUAUUUGUUAAACUACAGAAUUGCAACCUAUAUCAAACCUCAGGUUUCUCUUCUUACUGGAAUCGUCAUGGGUGGAGGUGCUGGUGUUUCUUUACAUGGAAGAUUUCGAGUUGUCACUGAUAACACGAUUUUUGCAAUGCCAGAAACAGCUCUGGGUCUGUUUCCAGAUGUAGGCGCCUCAUAUUUUCUAUCUCGGCUCCCUGGGUUCUACGGGGAGUAUCUUGGUCUUUCUGGUGCCAGAUUGGAUGGCGCGGAAAUGCUUGCAUGUGGUCUGGCGACUCAUUUUGUCCCAUCAAAUAGGCUGCUAUUGCUGGAAGAGUCCCUUAAAAAGGUAAACACCUCGAAUCCUUUUGUUGUGGGUAGUACUAUCGAUCAGUUUGCUCAACAGCCAUCACUGAAAGAAAACAGUUCCUUGAAUAGGAUGGAAAUCAUCAACAAAUGCUUUUCUAAAAGGACAGUUGAGGAAAUUAUAUCCUCUCUUGAGGAAGUGGCCUCAGAUUUGGCUGAUGAAUGGGUUGCUGCGACAAUCCAGUAUUUGAAAAAGGCUUCUCCUACUAGUUUGAAAAUCUCUCUGAGAUCGAUAAGAGAAGGGAGAACUCAAACUGUUGGGGAGUGCUUGCAUCGGGAAUAUAGAAUGGUUUGCCAUGUCAUGCGCGGUGACUUCAGCCCAGACUUCUUUGAGGGAUGCAGGGCUGUACUAGUAGAUAAAGAUAAAAACCCAAUGUGGAUGCCUCCAAGGUUGGAACAAGUGCAUGACAAGGCCGUUGAAGAAUAUUUCUCAAGAAUUGAUGAUCCAGAGUGGGAAGAUUUGAACCUACCUGCCAGACGUUCCAAUGGAAGAAUUGUUGAGUCUAUGCUUUGA